Messenger RNA from Quercus robur (English oak), 1008 nucleotides. RefSeq lists its product as uncharacterized. Gene Ontology annotation, molecular function: catalytic activity. The coding region runs from base 1 to 1008 and encodes 335 amino acids. The record is from RefSeq and is a predicted model, not a curated record. NCBI's taxonomy places the organism in Eukaryota, Viridiplantae, Streptophyta, Magnoliopsida, Fagales, Fagaceae. The transcript has a single exon.
AUGAAUAUCAUCGUUUGGAAUAGUAGGGGUGCCUUAAAACCCAGUUUUCAAAGUCAUAUUCGGGAGCUGGUUCGUGUUUAUGAUCCUGAUGUGUUUGUGGUUAUGGAAACUCGCCUAGGAAGGGAGAGAGCAAAAGACAUUAUAGACAGAUUGCCGUUUGAUGGAGCGAUCCUUACAGAUACAAUCGGCCGUGCUGGGGGAUUGUGGCUUUUGUGGAAUUCAGAUAAAGUAGAAGUCACACUCCUGGCCAAAACAGAGCAAGAAAUACAUGUUACCAUUAAGGUACGGUCCUCAAACUUAUCCUGGUUAUUUUCAGCUAUCUAUGCUAGUCCUAGGUUUGCUGAAAGAUCUAUCUUAUGGAAUAAUCUAAUAAAUGUUGCGGAGUUGCAUAGCAUGCCCUGGGUUAUUACAGGGGAUUUUAAUGAGCCACUUUCUAGUGCUGAUAAGUUAGAAGGAAGGGAUGUUAGCAUCAGGAAAUCUCUCCUUUUAAAGGAUUGCCUGGACAGAUGUAAUAUGAUUGAUUUGGGGUUCUCAGGUUCAAGGUUUACUUGGACUAAUCGCAGAGAUGCUCCCGUUCUCAUCCAAGAAAGAAUAGACAAAUUCUUUGUUAACCCUGAUUGGUGCACUCUCUACCCUGAAGCUAAAGUUUCCAACUUAACCAGGUGCCACUCGGACCAUUGUCCAGUUAUUUUGGAAACUAGACCUUCUGAAUGGUCCAGACCUAUUGGGCCAUUCAAGUUUCAGAGUUUUUGGCUUUUAGACCCCUCCUUCCCCAGGGUUGUCCAGCAAGCUUGGAGUCAGGGCCAUCACCUUCAGGAUGCUAUCACUAGAUUCUCUCGGGAUGCCACAGACUGGAAUAAAGUCCAUUUUGGAAAUAUUUUUGCAAAAAGGAGAAGGGUCAUAGCCAGGUUGGAUGGAAUCCAGAGAAGUAUAGCUUUUAAGUUGUCCCACAGUCUUGUUAAUCUAGAAAGGCAGCUCCAAGCAAAAUUGGCUGGUGUUCUCAAUUAA